CCCCGUUUAUACAGAUCCGUUUAAUAAUGGCUGUGUUCAUGUACAUAGUUGUUUCUAUGAUCGCGGUUAAUCACGUUCUGGGUGCAUCACUGUCUAUUUCUGGAUCUUCAUCUUAUGCAGUGUUGAAUCGACCGUUUACCGUGACGUGUACAGUGACACAGGCUUCUAGUUUGAUUGAUAAAGUACUAUUCAUUACGAGAGCAUCAACUGAUGCAUUUGCUUCUCUCAGACAGAAUAUGGCUUCAUGUUCUGUGUUCAAUGCGGCACCAUCAGGUUACACUGUGUCCUGUGGCAGUGGAACAGGCAGCAGUUUGUCCACCACUAAGACGUAUUCUCUGAUGAUUAACAGAGCUGCAGAACAUGAUGCUAAAGACUGGUGGUGUGAUCUGAGUACAGCUAAAACACGGAGCAACACAUUUAGUCUGCAGUUCAGUAGUGGUCCAGACUCUGUUACAUUAAGUCCACCAUCACCUAGGUCUGUAGCAGAAGGAGACAGUAUGACUGUGAUGUGUGCUGCUAGUUGUAAUCCACCAUGUUCCUAUUCCUGGACUCUGAAAAAUCAGCAGAUCUCAUUAACCUCUCGGUUAACACUGACAAACAUCAACAGGAGUCAGACAUGGAAUGUGUACAUGUGUACAGCGACCAACUCAUUUUUAUCAACAUCUAAAAGUAAACAGUUCACACUGACAGUUUACUGCUACUGGUGUCCGAGUUACGGGUCAGACAUGGGCAGCCCAUCACAGAUCGUCACAUUGCCCAUAGACGUGAAUGGUGUAUGGAGCGUCAGAAGUGGGGUAUUCGUCGCUGGUCACGUGUCAUGUUUUCAGAUGAGUCCCUAUUCACUUUGGACUUCAAACGUCAACGCCACAAUGCGAUUUCAUGACAGAUUUGGCGGUGGAUCGGUUAUGGACGCCAAUGUCCGUGCUCACUGUGCACGAAUCGUCAAUGCUCACCUCCAGCAGCACAACAUCUAUCGAAUGCCAUGA
Messenger RNA from Gigantopelta aegis, 986 nucleotides. RefSeq lists its product as uncharacterized. The transcript is spliced from 5 exons. The record is from RefSeq and is a predicted model, not a curated record. Lineage: Eukaryota; Metazoa; Mollusca; Gastropoda; Neomphalida; Peltospiridae. Bases 27 to 986 code for a protein of 319 amino acids.